Aethina tumida (small hive beetle) is the source of this 1325-nucleotide messenger RNA. Its product is annotated as zinc finger protein ZFAT. The record is from RefSeq and is a predicted model, not a curated record. The coding region runs from base 62 to 1258 and encodes 398 amino acids. Gene Ontology annotation, cellular component: nucleus. The transcript is spliced from 7 exons. Gene Ontology annotation, biological process: regulation of gene expression. Lineage: Eukaryota; Metazoa; Arthropoda; Insecta; Coleoptera; Nitidulidae.
CUAGACAUUCGCAUUAUUUAUAAACAAUGGCUAGAAAACAACAAUAAAGCCACCCCAAACAAUGGGUAGAAAGUGCUGCGUCCCCCACUGUUACACAGGCUACCGCAAGUCGAAAGAAAGACCCCAAAAAGAAACCGGGUCAUUGUUUAAAGUGCCAGAGGAUGAUUAUUUCAGGGAGGAGUGGAAUAAAGCUAUCGCCAGGGAAGAUCGACCGGUCACUCCCAAGGAUUUCGUCUGUUUUAAGCACUUCAGCGAUGAGGAUUUUAUUAAGAGGCGAUUCGUGAAAAACGCAGUGGAGGAGUAUAAACUUCCUAAACUAAAACCAGAUGCCAUACCGUCGAUUUUUCCUGAUUUGCCGGAUCAUAUAAUUAAAAUGUGCAAGAAAAGGAGGAAAAUUGAGGCUUAUGUUAAAACAGAAGAUAAAACUGUUAUACCUUUGGUUCAGAUUAAGGAAGAACCAUGUGAGGAAACUGAAAUAAAUGCUGGGGAAAUAGAAAUCAAGACUGAAAUGGAAGAGAUUGAAUAUGUUGAAGAAGACUCAAGUCCUUCAAGUUACAAAUGUGACAAAUGUGAGUAUGAGUCAAUUUACAAGAACAAUUUGAAAACCCACCAAACAAAACAUGAAGAAGUGUGUAAAUAUACAUGUGAUCACUGUCCACAAUUUAAAACAAAAUGGUUGGAAACUUAUAAAAGCCACAUGAGGAUUAAACACAAUGUUGGCCCACAAAAAAAUUAUUGCUGUAACUUCUGUCCUUUUGAAACCAAAGUGCAGGUUUGUUGGAGGAGGCACAUGGAUAGACAUAAAAGAAAUAAUGUUGAGGAAAGCAAUGGGUUUUAUAAUUGCCAUUUAUGCUCCUACAAAACCAAGAUUGAGGCGUGUUUGAAAAAACACAUUGAAAAACAUAAUAAAUUAGAUUGUGAUAUGUGUAAUUUUUACACAGAUAAUCAAGAAAGUUUUAAAGCGCAUAUAGAAAGUUAUCAUAAUGAUACUUCUGUGAUAAAUAGACCACUGUUUGGAAUGUUCAAUGCUAGUCAAAAGUUUGAACAUGUUAUUGUAAAAGAAGAACCACUUGAUGAGUACAAAGAAACUUUAAGCUGUAAAGACUGCAAUUAUACCACAAAAUCUGAAGAAUGCUUACUAAUGCACCAAAGAAUAAAACAUUCCAAGUCGGCGUCGAAAGCUUUUAAAUGUGCUGAGUGUAAUUUUGUGUCUAAAACAGUGCUGUGUUUAAAAUUACACAUGAAAAAACAUAAUUGAUGUUAUGUAUUAUGUAUAAUUGUGAAAAUAAUGUACAAAUAUUAAAAAAUGUUUUAUUUAUAAACAA